AUGCCGCCUCGAUUGACGCCCCGGCCCACGGCAGCGUCUGCAGCGCGCGCCGCCCGCAAUGCUACUAAUAGGAACUUGCUGUUACCGCAAACUCAAAGACAAUCAAGCUUUAGCACUAACGGUGCUGGAGCGGUUGCCUCUAACGCCUCUACCAAGGGUAAAUCCCCUAUACCACGGAACCCCUCCAAAUGCGACUCUAAAUCUGAUAUACAGUUAAAUCGAAGUCCUGAACCAGAUACUGUGGACAACAUGAGCGAACCACCAAAACAAGAAUUAGAUACAUACAUAGUAGAAAACCUAUCAGUGGUGAUAAUCGAAGAAACGUCCAAUGACAAAGUAGAUUACGAACAUGCUGUUAUUGAAGAAGUUGACGAAACCGAUAAUACAGAUCCACUGCCACAAGCUCGGCCUCACACUCCAGCUCUUGGCAGCAGACCACAAACACCAAAGAGUCUACCAUCCAGUCGGCCACAGACUCCUUAUCCGCCAAGCAGACCUUCAACACCUCUGCAUCCUCAUCACGGAACCCCAGCCAGUCGUCCUAAUACCCCUCGUCUGUCUACUCCCAACAGGCCCAAUAUGCCCCAAAGCGGAAGUAUGAAUAUACCUACCACCCCAACUCGCGAUCGCAUUCCAGCCAGUAACUCCCUGCCUAGUCCACCAAAGUCACCUAUUAAUAAUGAAGACGACAUAAAAACGGUUUACUCGCUGAAGCAGAAUCAAUUUUUAAACAUGAAGAAGGAAUUGGAUUUGAAACAGCAAGCCAUGCUGGAACUAUUUGAAUGUUUACGAGCGCUGCGUGACCGUAUGGCGCAAGAAGGGUUGUCAGGUAGUGGCGAAGGACAGCCGCAGCAGGAGUUGGUACUCUUCAACGUGGCAGACUGGGCUGCUGAUGAGGUGGCUCAACUUUUACGAAACUCUACCGCUUCUAUGGAGCCGAGUAUCAUCGAUACUGUCACACAAUUAGGUUAUUUUUUACAAGCCUGGCAGGAGCGUAGUGCUCUUUUGGCGGUAGGCGAGUCGCUGGUUCGGGAAGUAGCUCACUUAAGGCAAGAUCUUGAAGUGCGUACCGCAGCCAUAAACGAACUGCAACAGUUGCGAAAUGGAAAUGAUAAAAUUAAGCUUUUGGAGGACGCGCGUCGCGAGCUUGAAGAAGAACGCAGCGCGCGUAUUGCGAUUAAAGAUAAAUUGUCGACCACGGAGUCUCAGUUGAGGCAAACACGAAUGCGAGUCACUAAGAUGGACCGACAGUUGCGGGAAGCCGAAGCCAGCAUCGCUAGUCUCACAGGCACUGUAAAAACCUUAGAAGACCAGAGUCGACAGAAAGAAGUGCAGUUAGAAGCACGCGCAAGAAAAUUGAAAGAAUCUUUGAAAACUGGAGAAGUAGCCAGUAGUCACUUAGCGCAACAACGUGACGCUUUGCAAGUUGAAGUGGCACAACUGAAAGAGCAAAUUGAAAAUAUGACAAAUCAACACAAAUCGACAGUACAAGAUUUAACUAAUCAAUUAAAGGAGUUGAAACAUACUUUAGAGGAUCAAAAAAUAAUAUAUCAACAAGUAGUAGAACAAAAAGAAAUAGCACAAAAUGCGUUAAAAGACAAUUUGCCUACGGAAAGAGAAAUGGACAUAUGGGCGGAGCUGCAAGCUACUAAAGAAACUCUACGAAUGACAGAAGAUGAAAUGUCAACUUAUAAACGAGAGAAAGUCAAAUUUUUGGAAACAAUGACAAAGAUAGCGGAUUCAGGAAACAAAGUAGAAAUGCAAAAGAAACUGGCUGCUGAACUACUCAGUAAAGAAGAAAUCGUUAGCAAGUUGCAACUACAGACGAGAGAAUUAACUAAAACCAUAAAACUUAAUGAACAAAAAGUAGCUCAAUAUGAGCAGUACGUCCGAGACCUACAAGCUCACAAUCGUGCGAUUGCCAACUGUCGAGAGGCUCCCGACGGUAUCAGUUACCAGGAUUUGCAACAAGAGAUAAUGAAUCUAAGGAUGAGUCUCCUGGAAACAGUUCACAGAAAUGAAGAGCUGACAGAGUUAUUGAUGCAGAAAGAGCAACAACUUGAACAGCAAGACAAAACAUCACGUGCCCAGGCAAGAGUCAUCAAGGUGCGCGAAGAGCUAAUUAACAUGCUCAAAAACAAGGAGACUGAACAGAGUCGAGAGUUGGCCGCUUUACAGCAAGAUCUAGAACAACGCAUGAAUAUUGUAGGCGAAGUUAACAAGCAAAUUGCUGCAAAAGCCGAAGAAAUUCAAGAAUUAUUCGCGACACUCGAAAACAAACAACAACAGAUUCAUCGGUUGGAGAAAAUAGUGCUGGCACUUGAAGAACAACAAAGGCGUGCACAGGCCCAGCGGACAAGACACGAAGAAAAAAUUGCAGCUCUCGAACAUGAGUUAGCAGCGGGUGGAAAUCGUCGAGAAAGACAGUUCACCGCGAGCGUUCAAUACGUAAACCCGUUUGACUUUGUAUGUGACAAAAUGGAUGCUACAGAUAUAGAUAUUGACAUCGACAUUUUGAUUGACGAGGUUCAAAAGCGUAGUGAUAUAUACGAUACAAAUUCACGUUAUUAUAAUGACCGCAAUAGAAAGAAGAGACUAUGGGAAGAAAUUUAUUUAAUACUCAAUAGCAAAUGGACAACAUAUUCUUCACAAGAAAAAGAAAAAUACGUUAAAGAAGUUCAUAAAAGAUGGGAGUCACUUAGAGGUUGCUUUAGACGUGAUGUAUUAUAUCAAAAAAAUUUUGUACCGAGAAACGGUAUCAAGAAAAAAGCAAAGUACAAGUAUUUUAACUCACUGUUGUUUCUGCUGCCAUUUACUAAAGCAACAAGUACAGAAUAUACGACUAUACAAGAUUUCGAAGCUGAUAAUAAAUCUACCGAAAUGACUCUAGGUAGCUCAUGUCCACGAGACAUUGAAGACAGUAAAUCAUAUUCUCCAUCUAAUUCCGAUGACACUAAGAUUGAAGGAAAACGUUUUCAGAAGAGAAAAAUGAGUACCAACAUAGACCAAGAAACAUUGAUAAAUGAAGAAAACAUCAUAAAUUCUUGUAAUUUUAGAACAGGAUAUAAUAAAACAAGAUGUGAUAAAAUAAGUUUAUCAAAUAGAAGUACCGCUGUCAUUGAUCAGGAAGUGUCAGUGGACGAUGAAAAUUUCUUAAAUUCUUAUAAAAAAAUAAGGCAUAAUAGGAAAGACGAUGAUGAUAAAGCAUUCUUAAUGUCACUUUUGCCCAUAUUGAGAGAUUUUACAUUAGAUGAAAAGAUUUUACUAAGAAUUGAAUUAAUGCAAACGAUUGUGCGAUUUAAAGAGUCACGGCAAGUAGGAAGAAUAUUUACAGGGAGAAAUGAACACGUCGAGAACUGUAUGGAAUUUGUUGAGCCACCUGAGCAGAAAUAUGACGUUCAUCAGCCACUAGCAUCUACUAGCAAAUUUAAUAGACCAGAUACUGCUUCCGUUUUUUUAACAGAAGAUUCCUCGGGAGGUUAUGAUUGAGUUUCUUCUAAGUUUAUAUAUUUUUACUAGCUUUCGCUUGGUUGCCCCGGGCUGCGAGCAGCCCGGGGAGGUCACGAGUAGCUGGUGGAAUCGGGGCGGUGGGGUUUCAAGUCCGCCUAUUGUUAUGUCGGGUUUACAGUUUGAAAUUGCGUAGAAAAGGUCAGUAAGUUCUAUC
Messenger RNA from Diatraea saccharalis (sugarcane borer), 3664 nucleotides. The record is from the annotation of a GenBank genome assembly. NCBI's taxonomy places the organism in Eukaryota, Metazoa, Arthropoda, Insecta, Lepidoptera, Crambidae.